AUGAACGAUAGCGAGACCCUGGCAGAGGUCAUGCACGGCGUAUUUCCCGAGAGACCCAAAAAGCCUCUACGCCCGACCGUCGAAGCCCCUGAACUACAGGGCAUAUACCACAACGCGGGAUAUGGAAACAUCACAUUGCGUCUCAAAGACGACCCAAACUCCCGCUGUAAACGAAAACGCCUUUCCGCCUCGCGUUUAGAAUAUACUUUCCCGAUGGUGCUUGACCUGUACCAUGCUUCGGGUGACUGGUGGCUCAUCGUGCUCGACGCGGCCGACAACCCAAUCGUAUACUUCCGGUCGUACGCAAAGGCCGAGUUCCAGUUCGGAGUUGACGACAAGCCGAACGCGCUAGAGGUGUACUUUUUGUCUGGGGACCCAAAGGGAGAAUCCGAGGAUACCAAAGUUGUGUUCGAAAAGAUCGGCUAG
Messenger RNA from Purpureocillium takamizusanense, 426 nucleotides. RefSeq lists its product as uncharacterized. The transcript has a single exon. NCBI's taxonomy places the organism in Eukaryota, Fungi, Ascomycota, Sordariomycetes, Hypocreales, Ophiocordycipitaceae. The coding region runs from base 1 to 426 and encodes 141 amino acids. The record is from RefSeq and is a predicted model, not a curated record.